Drosophila sulfurigaster albostrigata is the source of this 1981-nucleotide messenger RNA. RefSeq lists its product as uncharacterized. The coding region runs from base 178 to 1317 and encodes 379 amino acids. NCBI's taxonomy places the organism in Eukaryota, Metazoa, Arthropoda, Insecta, Diptera, Drosophilidae. The record is from RefSeq and is a predicted model, not a curated record. The transcript has 3 exons.
AAAUAGGUCCAUUUUGCUGCUGACUUGACUGGCUGCACAUAUGCGAAAUUUUUUUCUGCGCAUGAACAAUAAAGUGCCUAUCAUAUUUCAAGCAAAUUAAAAAAAAACAGGGGCUUUCGGUUUUGUUGUUCCUUGACUCAAGCUCAGAAAGCUUCCAGUUGCGACAGCAUUGAAAACAUGGGCGAUCAGAAGAUAACGAAAUGUGACGCAGAACCGGCGAGUUCCCCCUUGCUGUUACCCGACGGCUACUCUUACUUUCAAGACGGCAUUAAAUGGGUGUCGGAUCUAAUGGAGAUCGAGGACUCGGACGCCGAUUGGUUAGUGGACGCGGAAUUCAUUUGCAAGCGGAUUAGCGAUGUGAUGAGCAAAAAGGAUUGGAUCUACAAGUCUGUGCUGGAGCACCUGCUAACCACGGCCACGUUUUACAGAGGCUCCAAGAUCGACGUGCCGCUCGAUUUCGAGCAGUAUUUACGCUUCCAAAUGCCAUUCCAUGUGACUCCUAUCUUCAAUGCUUCCCAGCCGGGCUACAUUAAUCUAUAUGCGUCCAGCACGCAUCCGAUGAUUACGAAGGGUUAUGUGAAUCCGGAGCUAGUUCAGGUCCUUCUACGCGGGAAUCUGCGUGAUGCCAUCAACCAGCUGAAGAGCGUCUACUGCGACAGUAAAGUGCACUACAAGCUGAGCUAUCGCACCCAUGAGAUUGGAGAUCAGGGCUUUGUGCACGAGAUAUUGGCAUGUGAGCAACGCGACGGCGGGAUGCCCAGCAUCAUAUCCUUCGUUUUUUUGCCGGCAUUGCAGUUCAAGUUCUCCGAGUUUCCUCUGCCCUCGUUUGUGCCCUCCGGCCCCGCCUGGGCGCACUGCAACAACGUCUACUACUGGCUCGCCCUGCUACAGGUGUAUCCGCAAUAUGACAAUCGUAGCUUCUGUCCGUACGUGCCGCGCAUGCAGUUCGUGCAAGACGAUCGCAUGGUCAAGUAUCGCAACGUUUUGCGGCUGUUGGUCAAGAUCGGUCUAGGCAACAAUAUACCCGACAUCUCUGAUAUAUUCGUCAUCAAGGGACUGCACUUCUUUCGCUUACGCUACAGCAUGAGCUGCGACUGCAAUCUAUCACUGCCCACGCUCUUUAUGGAGCUUCUCAACAUACACACUAACAUAAUUUACACGGAUGCAACGCAUAAGCUUAUGGUGUUUGGCAACUGCCAGCAGCAUUCGAUGCAGGAGGCGCUAAAGCUGGACACGAUUGCACGUAACGUAUCCAUGUUCUAUUACAUGAACUAUAUACCCUGGGAUCGGCUAAAGCAAAUGUUUGGCCUCAUUUGAAGUCGCUUCGUAUCAAAUAUCAAAUUCCAUACAGUGUGGACGGCUCACAUUGCGUAUACGCGAUAAACAAUAGCUUUCAACACAAUCGAAUGUGAUGCGUGGGACUUGUUUAUUUACAGGGUAUAUAACAAAUAAUGCGCUAAGAGUUAACAACAUGACCUACAAGCUAUUCAAUAAAUAGUUACAAUACAAUAUAAAUAGUUACAAUUAUAAUAAUGUGUUAAAUAGUUAAUGACUUUCAAUGUGCACUCAUUUCAGCAACAGAACGUUGCUUGUUGACGCUUAAACUAGACGAGGUCCUGCCAAUCAAUCACAUGUACACCACGUUGCGAUUGAGCUCCUGUUCCUGUUGAUCCUGCUCCUUAUUGUUCGGCAGCAGUACGGCCUGCUGCUCCUGGUACUCACCCGCAGGCCUUGCUGUCGUCGUACUCGUCGUAGUCGUCGUCGUCUUCGCUGCCAUUGGCUUUGCUUGAGCACUGUACUUGUUGGCCAGCGCCUUGAAGAUGCUCUUGGGACAGGCCUUGUAGUAGGGGAAACAUUCACCAGGCGCCUGCUUGCCUUCACCCACAUGCUGUGCACGCACAUACUCCGGUAUGAGCUCGGCAAAAGGCGACUUUGUAACCCUUAAAACACCAAAGAUAACAACAAUAAAGAUCAUAAUUUA